AUGUGUGGUUGUCGAGAGAUGGAAAGCUAUGAGGACUUCUGUCUGCGGAGUUUGGACAUACUGCAAGAGGAGGGUACAUUCAAGAAGAGGACAUGUGAUCCACUGUGUUCCCUGAAGGCUUGCUCUGUCAUCCGCUUUCAUGGACGAGCAGUGCUUUCACCUCUGUUGAGUGUAGAGCAGCGCAAUGAGAUGUGUGACUACAGACAGAGGGCAGUCCAGCUGGAGUUGGACAUGCAGAGCAAGCAGAGAGACAAGCUUUUGGCCCGGGUUCAAGACAUACUGGACCAAGCUCAGGCACACAAAGUUCCGAGUGAAGAGGCUGACAAAUUGCCAGUUUCUAAAUCUGCGACAGUCAAUGGCUACACUCUGGUCACUGACUCACCUGGACUUACUAGAGACUCCGGACUUGGGCUUCAAACAAACAAUCAGACUGCCUCUACAUGCUCUGAUACUGCCAUCCUCAAUGGCUACAAGGCAGUGGAGGAAGUAAAGGUAGAGACAGAAGAGAAGAGUGAGGAGGAAGAGGAAGAGGAGGAGGAUAUUAGUUUGGACAGCCUUCUCAAGCGAUCAAGGGAGUAUGUGAAGAGAGAGCAGAGUCAGGGGUCAAGAGCUGUCCACACAGUCACUCGGACGCCCCCACCUGAGACUGUCUCUGAGCAGGACAAUAAGACCCGUAGUCCCAUGGGGAAUACUGGCGUUGAGUUUGGAUUCAGUCUGCACCAUAGCCCUAAUGGCCCACCUCAGACCCAGAUCCAGCAUCAAACUCUGUACGAUCCCAAUCCCCAACAAUCUGCCAGUCUCUCCCCUAGUCUACCUGAUCGGUAUGUCCGUCUCCCCAGUCCAGAGUCCAGCAUUAGUCCCCGAGCACAUAGACGCAGACCACGCCCAGUGUCUACAGGAAACAUCCAUUUCUCAUUCCCCAUCGGCCCAGCAGAUCUUAUUCCCCGAAGCCCAGGAAGGUCAGGGGAAGGUGCUGGCAUGGUGGACUGGGGUGAAGCGUUCUCAGGGGCCACAAGGUCCCCUGAUCACUGGGGCCCAAUGGGGAUUGAAAGUGGGGUAGGUGUUAGCAGUAGUGGCAAUCGACGAUCCAGCCAUUGUGGUACCAGUCCAGUGCAGGAGGUCUGUAGCCCUGUCAACACCUCAGGGCACAGCCCGAUGGGUCAACAUGACAUUUUGGCCUCAGGAUUUCGCCGGCGCUGUCACACCUUGGACAGUCAGCUGCAUACGUACCACGCUGGACUUGAGCAUAUAGACCGCAGCCAGGAGAGGGUCCCUCGUUUCAUGGCAGGAAUUACAUGGUUGGCCCCAAGUCGGCGGAACCCUGUAGCCCCCUUGAACCAGUCAUAUGAGAUAGAGAAUCCCUCACCAUCCCUGCUGAGGCCCCGCGUGAAACAUGACUUGACACAGGUCAAACUCAAGAUGGAGCCUGAUGAACCUCAAGUGUCACACAAUGGCAGGAUCACACCAACUGUGCUCAGAAAUGCAGCCGAGGCACAGGCCAGAGAGACAGGGGGGACCCAGAGGCGAGCACACGCUCUUGAGGACAUGCAAUGGCGUCUAGAGGAGGAGCAUGCCUUGCAGAUGUCUCUGCUCCUGGCUGAGCAGGAGAAAGAGCAACAGCGCCUCUGUCUGGAGUUGGAGGAGACCGAGAGAAAGCCGAAGGAGCAGGAGUGUGUGCGGCCUCUGAGUGGGGAUGCUUGUAGGUGGAACCGCAGGUCUGUGAGUGACAGCUGUCCUGCUGUGAGCCCCUCUUGCCCUGGACUAAGCCCUGCCCACACACCAGCAGAAAGAUCACCUGGACACAGUAUGGGUUUUCCCAGUCCUGUCAGUUCCAGUGUGUCCUCUCCCUCUGUCCAGCCUCCUGUCUAUGUGUGGGGACCCAAUUGGGUAGCUAACAAACCUCGGGCAAGGCUAAGUCUGGUUCUGACAGCAGAACAGCAGAGAGCAUUGUGUCGAAUUGGUGCCAUCACUCGCGGCUUCCUCACACGCAGACUGCUCAAAAUAGACAAGGUCAAACACCUGCGUCAGACCAUCGUGGAUACACAAGAGUUCAUCCGUUCAUUCAAGACUGAAGCUCCACAGAAGAAGGGCAGCUUUUCAGCACAAGAUGUCUCCCUGCAGGAGAGAGUUAGAGCCCAGUUACGUGCAGCCCUUUAUGACAUCCAUGAAAUCUUCUUUGAAAUGCCUCUGGAGGAACGAUUAGCAUUGCUGCAGCAGGACAGAGAGCUCCGUGCAGAGAGGAAGUUACGCGACAUGGAGAAAUCCAAGUGCCCCAAGGAGAGAGGGGUUCUGUCUGCUGCCACACAGAGGUCUCUGGACCGUAAAAAGAGGGUUGGUGAAUCCCCAGCCCAGGCUAGGAAGAUGCAGCAGAAGCCAAAGAGCCCCACAACCAACAGAGUCCUGAAGCCAAGCCAAGGUCAAAAUUCUCCUGUCUCAAACCAGCUGAACCGUCAGGGGAGCUGGUACAGAAAAACCCCAGAGGAAAGAGUGAGGCGCUCAGAUAACCUGAAGAAGCAGCACUCUCUGGGUUGAUGGGUAACACAGCAUCCCCUGACCCGUGAACUUGAAUUUUUAAUCUUUUUAAUACCUUGGACCACUGAUACUCCAGUCAGCGCUGCUAACAAGGUGAUUGUGUUUAAUCUACCCUCUGAUAUUCAGAUGAUUGUAUACACUAUCGCACUUAAGCCACCAAUAUACUCAAUCACAAUGCCAUUGUUUUUUAUUGUGGUAGCUUGCUCAAAUAGUUUCUAGUGUCCUUAACUGAUUGUUGUACAAGAAAAUUCACAUGUAGCUGCUGUAUUUAAUGACUUGGUAGGUAAUUUUUUUGGUAAGUAGCUGUACAUAAAUGCAAGCUAGAAGACGGUUAGAGCUUAAGGGAAAAAAGUAACUGUGCCUAAGAACUAUGCCUUUGCUAUCUGUAAUAUUUUAGCAUGCAUAUACUUAAUAAUUGUAGUCAUAAACAUAUAGUGCUUAUAUCUGUAAGUAACU
Scomber japonicus (chub mackerel) is the source of this 2988-nucleotide messenger RNA. RefSeq names its product centriolar coiled-coil protein of 110 kDa-like. NCBI's taxonomy places the organism in Eukaryota, Metazoa, Chordata, Actinopteri, Scombriformes, Scombridae. Gene Ontology annotation, molecular function: protein binding. The transcript is spliced from 13 exons. Gene Ontology annotation, cellular component: centriole. The coding region runs from base 1 to 2532 and encodes 843 amino acids. Gene Ontology annotation, biological process: centriole replication; regulation of cytokinesis; centrosome duplication. The record is from RefSeq and is a predicted model, not a curated record.